UUGCACUUGUAAAUAGUUAAUAGUGUUUUAGCCUACACUCAGAUGUGAACUCAUUCUUGCAUGCGGGGGUCUUGAAUCAAAAAAAUAAAUACACAGGGAAGACAUUGAAAUUGCAGGUCGUUCCAAGUGCAGUGUAAAAAUGCCUAAUCUGUCGGUAGUGGGGAUUGACAGCUAUUCUGUGAAAUAUGUCUUGUGUGUGUUUCCUUCUUUAUGUGGAAAGCAGCAGACCCCAGACACCAUUUCAAUCAUGGUUGAAGAGGAUAUUGGUGGAGGCUUCCCCGCCCUAGAAGACGUCAAUGACAUCACAGACUGCAGCACGCAGCGCGGCGCCACCUCGGAGAGUCUGCGUGUGGACGCCCCUGGCUCCUCCCACAUGUCAAGUCACAGCGGGGAGUUGCGCAUCCUGACCGUUUACGGACAAUGGGAGGGCCCACUGGCGGUGAACGUCCAUAACACCCUUUUUGCCGCGUCAGAACCGGAGGCCUUGAGCUCGCUGUCCGCUGACCACAGCGUGGCCAAGAGCCUGAACUGCAGCGUGCGGCUCGUCCGCCUUGAGGAGCUGACUCGGCAUCAGGGCGGCCGCAAGGGCCGGCCCGGUGUCUUUUGUGGAAAGGUUAUUCCCAACAAGGCCAAUAUGAUCGUCCACAUGAGGACCCACAACGACGAGAAGCCCUACAAAUGUGACAAAUGCACAAAGCGCUUCAGUGAUAGCUAUGCCCUGAAGAUCCACAUGCGAACUCACUCUGGGGAGAAGCCCUACAGGUGUGACCAAUGCAUGAAGUGCUUCAGUCUGAAAGGCACCCUGAAUAAACACACGAGAACUCACUCUGGGGAGAAGCCCUACAGGUGUGACCAAUGCAUGACGUGCUUCAGUCUGAAAGACACCCUGAAUAAACACAUGAGGAGUCACUCCGGGGAGAAGCCCUACAAGUGUGAGCAAUGCAGUAAGCGCUGCAGUCGGAGAGAUGCCCUAAAUAUCCACAUGAGGACUCACUCCAGCGAGAAGCCCUACAAGUGUGACCAAUGCAUGAAGUGCUUCAGUCUGAAAGACACCCUAAAUAUCCACAUGAGGACUCACUCCGGCGAGAAGCCCUACAAGUGUGACCAAUGCCAGAUGCGCUUCAGUCAGAAUAACAUCCUGAAGAACCACCUGAGGACUCACACCGGCGAGAAGCCCUACAGGUGUGACCAAUGCCCGAAGUGCUUCAGUCUGAAAGGCCACCUGAAGACCCACAUGAGAACUCACUCCGGCGAGAAGCCCUACAAGUGUGACCAAUGCACGAAGCGCUUCAGUCAUGGCUGCAACCUGAAGAACCACCUGAGGACUCACUCUGGCGAGAUGCCCUACAAGUGUGACCAAUGCACGAAGCGCUUCAGUCGGACAAGCAGCCUGAAGACCCACAUGAGGACUCACUCCGGCGAGAAGCCCUACAGGUGUGACCAAUGCACGAAGUGCUUCAGUCUGAAAGGCAGCCUGAAGAUCCACCUGAGGACUCACUCUGGGGAGAAGCCCUACACGUGUGACCAAUGCACGAAGUGCUUCAGUCUGAAAGGCAGACUGAAGAUCCACCUGAGGACUCACUCUGCGGUGAAGCCCUACAAAUGUGACCAAUGCACGAUGCGCUUCAGUCAGAAAGGCACCCUGAAGAUCCACCUGAGGACUCACUCUGGGGAGAAGCCCUACAAGUGUGACCAAUGCACGAUGCGCUUCAGUGUGAAAGGCAACCUGAAGAUCCACAUGAGAACUCAUACCGGCGAGAAGCCCUACAGGUGUGACCAAUGCCCGAAGGGCUUCAGUCUGAAAGGCACCCUGAAGAUCCACAUGAGGACUCACUCCGGUUAGAAGCCCUGCCUGUUAGUGCAUUGCAACGCCAGCUACAGCGACCCAAGCAAUUUGAGUGUGCACAUGCUCAAGCACACGGGCAAUGGGGUGCUUUCACACAGGGUAACGGGGCGCUUUGAUUGAGAGCUCUGUCCGGUAUUUGUCGAAAUUAAUGCUUUUAGUUUUUCUUUUCAUCAGGAUUAAACAUUUUCCAGCUUUUGA
Messenger RNA from Gadus morhua (Atlantic cod), 2044 nucleotides. RefSeq names its product gastrula zinc finger protein XlCGF57.1-like. Gene Ontology annotation, biological process: regulation of transcription by RNA polymerase II. The record is from RefSeq and is a predicted model, not a curated record. Gene Ontology annotation, cellular component: nucleus. NCBI's taxonomy places the organism in Eukaryota, Metazoa, Chordata, Actinopteri, Gadiformes, Gadidae. The transcript has 2 exons. Gene Ontology annotation, molecular function: DNA-binding transcription activator activity, RNA polymerase II-specific; RNA polymerase II cis-regulatory region sequence-specific DNA binding. Bases 140 to 1843 code for a protein of 567 amino acids.